Molecule: messenger RNA, 426 nt
Organism: Dovyalis caffra
Lineage: Eukaryota; Viridiplantae; Streptophyta; Magnoliopsida; Malpighiales; Salicaceae
Source: the annotation of a GenBank genome assembly
AUGUCCUCUGAAGAUGAAAUGUUGAGUAGAAUGUGGUUGAACGAGUUGAACGAGUAUAGAGCCAACAUGCUGAAGGAGUAUAGAAAAAUGCUGAAGAAAGCUAUGAUGGCCAGGCUAUUACGAUUACGAUCAUUGAAGGAGGUGACAAUUGAUGUUGACCACCAUGAUGAAUCUUUUGUACUGAUACAAUACGGGAUAAUUAUGGGGCAGGAUGAUAUUGAAACUGGACAUCCUUAUUCCUUGCUCUUUGGUUAUGAAGGUGAAGUUUUUAUGUCAAAAUGGGGCAGCCAUAGUCUUAAAUGUGAUCCUGAGACUGAACAACAUGAAGAUUUGGAUAUAAAGAAUCCAAUAAGUUUAGAUCCUUGCGAAGAAAGUUUAGUUUUACUGGAGGAAUGCAUAUUGCUUGCUCAGGAGGAUGAUUCAUGA